This is a messenger RNA of Anneissia japonica, 2275 nucleotides long. Its product is annotated as collagen alpha-1(X) chain-like. NCBI's taxonomy places the organism in Eukaryota, Metazoa, Echinodermata, Crinoidea, Comatulida, Comatulidae. The record is from RefSeq and is a predicted model, not a curated record. Bases 148 to 1461 code for a protein of 437 amino acids. The transcript has 2 exons. Gene Ontology annotation, molecular function: protein binding.
CACAUUGUUUGAAAUAUUUCUUAUGUUGAAAUCAUGCCACAUUUUGACUUGGGGAAGUCAGGAGGCAAGACAUUGUGAAGCAAGUGCUGUUGUAGAUUCAAAUCAAACAAAUUAAGUGAAAGCUAGCUUGCAAAAUCAAAUUUCAAAAUGGCAAGCAUUCUGCUGAAGGAAAUUAUUGUUCUUGGAAUUGCUAUCGUCUUAAUCACGAAGGCAACAAGCCAAAUUACUACUCAACAGCCAAGACUUGAUACGAAUCUACAGCCAAUACUUGAUACGACACAACAGCCAGAGCUUGAUACGACUCAACAGCCAGGAUUCGACACAACAAUAACAACUAAACAACAACAGCUUGGUAUAAGCAAUACCUGCAGUGUUCCUGGAGUGCCAGGUGUUCCCGGAUCUCCAGGUGUUCCUGGCAUCCAUGGAUCCAAAGGAGAAAAGGGUGAUAGUGGCCCAGAAGGUCCAAUUGGUCCACCUGGCUCGACAGGCUUGACCGGUGCUACUGGAUCUCAAGGUCCAAUGGGACUACCUGGUAUUGAUGGCUCUGAUGGGAUAGGUUUAACUGGUGAUGUAGGUCCAAAGGGAGAAAAAGGGGAUCAUGGUAUGAUUGGUAAUACAGGCCCACAAGGUCCAAUGGGUCACCCAGGUCACAAUGGCUCAAAUGGAAUAGGCAUACCUGGUGAACCAGGCCUAAUGGGACAAAAAGGUGAGCCCGGGAUGCCUGGUACUAUAGGCCCAGAAGGCUUAAGAGGCCUUCCGGGUUUCAAUGGUACAGAUGGAAUAGGUCUUCCAGGUAGCGUAGGCCCAAGGGGACAAAAGGGUGAACCGGGCAUGACCGGUAUUAUCGGCCUACCAGGUCCAACUGGUCCACCUGGCCCACCUGGCCCAGUUGGUCCUCAAGGUCCUGUUGGAUCACAAGGUCCCACAGGCACUAAAGCGGAAUUUGUACAAGGUAGCAUUGGACCGAUUGGACCAACUGGACCAAUGGGACCAAAAGGCGAACGAGGGUUCAUGGGUCCACCGGGACCAAAAGGAGACACAAGCGGAAGCUCUGAUAUUAAGAAAUCCGCAUUUUCGGUAGUUCUCACAAAUUUUAGAGGCAAAAUAUCCACAACAAAAUCCGUCAAAUAUAACGUUAUAAUAAGUAACGUUGGAAACGACUACAACAAGGACACUGGAACAUUCACGGUUCGUAUUCCCGGAACGUAUGUAUUCUCAUUUGUGGCAAUGAAGACAGCAAAGAUCAAUGAAGAAGCCGGCCUAUACCUAAUGUUGAACGGAGUAUAUCAAUUGGGGACACGCAGCGACGGUGCAAGUCCCUACUCUACAUCUACGAACAUCGGAAUACUGAAUCUAAACGUCGGGGAUGAAGUUUGGAUUCAACCAUUCAAAAGCUUUCUUUAUAGCGAUAACAGCAGGUACCCUAGUUUCUCGGGAUUUCUACUUUAUCCUGAUGAAUAAUGCAAGAAUUGGAAAGAUUGCAAAAAACCUUGAAAUGUGACUUAACAGAAACGCUGGUACAUGCAUUGUAUACCUUUCUAGCACUGCUAUAUUUGUUGUAAUGGUUAUAAAAAAAAACUUGAUACGAGAAUUGGAACAAUUAUCAAAUUCUGCCACAAGCCUUUAGAACUUACUAUUUCUACAGUAAUAUAACACCUGAUAGAUCAACAAUCAUCAUCAAUAUUAAGCUAUGGCUGAAAUUAAACUAUAAAGGGCAUUUGAGAAAUGUACAUAUUCUUCUUAGCCCUUCUGUAUUCAAAAAUUAUUCACAAACUUUCUAUACUAAUUCUACUUUGAUCCAGAACAUUAAAUUACGCUCACAUUUUUUGAUAUAAUAAAUAGACAGUCGGCCUUGUAAGUGCCCAAGGUCGGGUAAUCCGCUAAUGGAUUUUACAUUACAUUGACACUGAGGCAAGAUUUAAAAGAUAUAUUUAACACAUUUUCAAUAUGGUUUUAUGUUAUGUUAUAUUAUGAUUGUGUGUAGAUAAAAAAAUAAAAAUCAUAAAAUUAUUUUUUUUACUGUUGGAUUGUAAUUAAAUUAUAUCCAUUUAUUCAAUAGCUUUUUUUCACAAACAAAUAUUGGUAUUAAAUAGUAGUUUAAAUAUGUCUAUCUAAUUAAGCUUAAAAAAUUGCAAACAGAUAAAGUUUGUUAGUUAAAUUUAUUGUAAUAAUAUGCUUUUGUUAGUUACAACAUACAUCAUUAACAAGACUGCAACAGAAACUGCAGGACUCUGUAUACAGUAAUGCAAUUUUUGAAUAAAGUUAAAAUAUAUAA